UUGUUUAAGCCCAAUUGUAAAGUUCAUAGACUGACAUCGAGGGUCAUGAUUAAAUCCAAACACAGAUUAAAAAAACACUCAAAUCAGUCCAUAUUCAUUCGGCCGAAAAAUUGCCCUAAAAUCUACCUCCGCCGCCGACCUCCGCCUCCACUUCCAUCCACUCCCCGUCUCCGGCAUCUCCACUCCCUAUCUCCGACCACGAGUCGAAGCUCUAAGUUCGGCUGCUAAUUUUCCCUUCGAAGCUCGAAGCUGAGCUGGCGAUUUUCCGGUUGGAGCUCGACGACGAGUCGAAGAUCCUCAGUCCGCAGUCCUCAUAAGUUAGAAUCGAACCUCUAUUUGGCAUUAUUGAAGACGUAAAUUUGUAUCCCGAUUUCGUGAUAAGAAUGUCAGACAGAGAAAUGGAAAGCGACUCGGAUGCCCCUGAGGUGUUUUCCGUCCGGCAGGGGAUGCAACAAGAUGAAGAGAUACGGAAAGUGCAAAGAGAAAAUAAGGCUAGGGUAGUGCGUGAGGUAAAAGAACGUCGCAGAAAAUGGGCAAAUAAUUUGACUCCAAAGCCUUUGCCCAAAGGAAGAAGCACCAAAGAUGAAACUGAAUCCAAAACUGAAACAAAUGAGGACUCUCAGGGCAACAAUGGAAUGCUGCCGGAUGACAUUGUGAAACUUCUUGCGGCCCGUGAAAAGAUAGUCUUCACAUCCGAUUCUGAGGAUGAGAAAGUUGAGAAAAAGGGCACCUCAAAAAAGCGAAAGCUGAAAAGAUCCGGGUUAGUUGGAACCUGUUAUCUUGAAGGAGAUACCGUCUGCUCAAUGUGUACAGAGUUCAUUGGAAUUUUUGAACAAACAAAGAAUGAGGGUCCCGAGAUCCUCUGCAGUUUUGAACAACUCAAAUCAAGCUUUGCGCCUCCUAUCGAAAUCUGGCUUGUUAAAGUAGAAGUGAUGGAAAUCCUAAUCAUGGUACCUUUUAAAAUUAUUCGCAGUUUUGGGGACUUAGACAUCGAAACCACUACUUUGAUUUGAUGUUAGUUAUUACCUGUUAACUUACGCACUAUAAGAAUUUGAAUUCAUAUAUAUCUUACAUUUGUGUCCUGCAAAAAAUCAUACAUGGAUUGCUUGUUAUAUAUUUGCACUCAGGAUAGCUAUGCAGCUGAUUUUGAAUCUUGAUUGAUUAGAUAACAUUGAUAGAGCUGAUUCUGAAUCUUGAUUGAUUAAGAUAAAAUUGAUAGUUAUACGCGACUUGUCUUAGUAAAAAGUUUUGCUUAUGGGUUCAGUAACUAAUUGUUAAUGUACUUCUAUCAUUCUAUGUAACCUUGUUUUGCAUCACUGAUGUGCUGAUCAAUAAAAUAAUAUUUCAUUUCGACAGAAAUAAAAUAAAAUGAAAUGUUG
Molecule: messenger RNA, 1379 nt
Organism: Striga asiatica
Lineage: Eukaryota; Viridiplantae; Streptophyta; Magnoliopsida; Lamiales; Orobanchaceae
Source: the annotation of a GenBank genome assembly